Prorocentrum cordatum is the source of this 999-nucleotide messenger RNA. The record is from the annotation of a GenBank genome assembly. NCBI's taxonomy places the organism in Eukaryota, Dinophyceae, Prorocentrales, Prorocentraceae.
AUGGCCAGUUCGCGAUCGGUGAGCAAUCACGGAUCCAGCUCGUCCUCUGGUCUUGAUGUGCCAGAGGAGGUCCUGCCUGCGGUGCGCCAGCUCUCCCAGCUGCUCGUCGGGAAGCUGGGCAAUACUCGCAGUGGUCUCGAGGAGCUGGAGCGCGAUCACUUGAGCUUGGUUGCGAACCUGUCCGUUGACCUUCUCAGCGGCGACUUCAAGAGGACCCAGGUGGCCGCCAAGAUUAUCAGUGGACGCACUGUGGGCUCUUUGGGAAAUAUCUUGAAAGGUAUCAAGCGCGGCGCCGACGCCAUCGGGCAGCUGGGCGACAAGCCGUGCUUCGACGAGAAGAGCGUGGACACGUUCAACAAGCUUCCUCCGUCAUGGGUGUGGGGCGUCUUGCAGGGCAAGACGAAGACUCCCAUCCCUGAUGCGGUGGUCACUGCCGUCGUGCAGAAAUCGUCCAAGGUUCUCUUCAACAUCAUGUGGGUGUUGUGUGGUGUGCAUCCUCAGCAUCCUUUGUCUGGCGACCUGCUUGUGAAGGUUUACCUCGCACAGGUCAUCGUGCAGCUCAUUGACAGUCGGGGUGACUUGCUGAACCUCAACGGUGGCUUCUUCAAGCGCGAGAUCCCCGUGCUGGUGAAGAACCCCUUCGCUCCUGGGUUCGGCGUCUGGAGCCUGCGCGCCGUGGAGGGUGCUGGCGAGGCUGACUCCGUGAACCUCUGGCACCGCGUCGGCAACAUCAGCGUGAUGUUGACCUCCGAGGACAUGGGGUGCCUCGGCGUCCUGACAGUGCAGACGCCGAUCCAUGACAACUUUAACAUGUGCUCCGCCUUCAUCAGGGUGCUCGGCAGGAACAUCCACAUCUACACCAUUGGGAAGCUUGCCGAGGCUAUCCCUACCCGCGCCCAGCGCGCCGAGAGCCUCACCAAGAGCGUCGGCGACUCCAUGGCCCGCAUCAAGCUGCAGAAGGCAGCGGGGGCUGUGCAGGUCUCGGAGUCCUUGGGGCAG